Messenger RNA from Pyrus x bretschneideri (Chinese white pear), 1273 nucleotides. RefSeq names its product probable LRR receptor-like serine/threonine-protein kinase At3g47570. Gene Ontology annotation, biological process: protein phosphorylation. The transcript is spliced from 2 exons. The record is from RefSeq and is a predicted model, not a curated record. Gene Ontology annotation, molecular function: protein kinase activity; ATP binding. Lineage: Eukaryota; Viridiplantae; Streptophyta; Magnoliopsida; Rosales; Rosaceae. The coding region runs from base 1 to 1107 and encodes 368 amino acids.
AUGAAAUUGGUUCUCUCCCUCGUUUGUGGGAUUCUUGGAGUCAUUUUUGCACUAACCUUUUUGUACCUUUAUUGCUCACGGAGGGACAAAAAGGAUCAAGCUGCAACUGAUUCGGACAAAUUUCCCCAGGUGUCUUACCAAAGUCUUCUAAAGGCAACAAAUGGAUUCUCCUCAACCAACUUGGUCGGUAUGGGCAGUUUUGGGUCCGUUUAUAAAGGAGUAUUUGAGCAAGGUGAAACUACAGUUGCCAUCAAGGUACUCAACCUCGUUUGUCGCGGAGCUUACAAAAGUUUUAUUGCUGAGUGCGAGGCUUUCAAAAAUAUUAGACACCGUAAUCUUGUCAAGGUACUCUCAGCAUGUUCUGGUUUUGAUUAUCGCGGUCACGACUUCAAGGCCUUAAUUUAUGAGUUCAUGGUUAACGGGAGCUUGGAGGAAUGGCUAUAUCCAAUUCAUACAAUUGGUGAGACAAAUGAGAGGCCAAGGAGCUUAACAAUUUCUCAGAGGUUGAAUAUUGUUAUUGAUGUUGCUACGGCAUUGGAUUAUCUCCAUCAUCAUUGUGAGACGCCAAUAGUUCAUUGCGACCUCAAACCCAGCAAUAUUCUUCUCAAUGAGGACAUGGUUGCACAUGUAGGUGACUUCGGGUUGGUGAGGUUCCUACCAAAAGCUGCUGAAAAUUCUUCGGGAAAUCAAUCAAGCUCUUUAGGGAUCAAGGGAACUAUUGGUUAUGCUCCUCCAGAAUAUGGCAUGGGACAUGAAGUGUGGACACAUGUGUACAGCUUUGGCAUCCUCCUGUUGGAAAUAUUUACAGGAAAAAGACCGACCGAUGACAUGUUUCAGGGAACUUCAAACCUUUAUAGCUUUGUGAAGGCAGCUCUGCCUGAGCAAGUGGAAGAGGUUUUGGAUCCCGUUCUUGUUCAAGAGAGCAAUCAUCCUAAUGAGGGGAGGGCAAGGAAUCACAUCCUAAUCAUAGAAAGUUUAAUCUAUGUUUUAGAAAUUGGUGUUGCUUGCUCAGCGGAGUUGCCUAGAGAAAGAUUGAACAUCUGUGAUGCUGUGGCACAUAUGUGUCGAAUCAGAAACAAACUUCGAGCAAAUGGUAUAUGCGAAUAGAAGCUUAUUGUUAAUAAUGUGGUAUAGCAUGUAAUAGUAUUGAUGUUAUGUGAAAGCGUUCUCGUAUUUGUUAGAUAAAAAAUGCAGUGCAAAUGGCUAGUUGAUCAAUGUUUGCCAAACAAACUUACUUGCAUCGAAUUAUGCUUGAACAAUGACGUUCUAGCUU